Molecule: messenger RNA, 375 nt
Organism: Suillus plorans
Lineage: Eukaryota; Fungi; Basidiomycota; Agaricomycetes; Boletales; Suillaceae
Exons: 2
Coding region: 1-375 (124 amino acids)
Source: RefSeq, a predicted model, not a curated record
AUGCAAGCUAUCAACAAUCACUCAGAGGAUGAUGAUUUUUAUCUCGAUAAUCAGAUGGACUACCAACAUGAUGUUGAUGUGGGAUGGACCAAUUCAAAUGGUGAUCCACCACCAUCUGGAACAGCAUCACCUGCACCCCAGCACGACAUUGAUGAUAUCAAAGUGGAAUACCACCCCAAUAGUGGUAGACCCACCAAAGUGUACCACUUCAAGGACUAUGGACGCAGUCCCGGUGCCCCACCAGCAGCUCCAGAAGCAGAUCCUAUGCCCUGGCAGCCAUUUCGCACUUGUAUCGACUUUGAGGUUGCGGAACUCGCUCACGAUGCUGGAAACAUUCCCGCUAUUUCAUCAUUCACUGUGGGACUGGGUCACUGA